AUGGUUGAGAUUGCUUUUAGGCAACCGGGCAUCGAUAUUUUCUCAACAUGGAUUUCAUGGGGCAUCAAUCCCACUUCAAUUGGUAUGAUUGAUGCUCAAGCUUUUGUUGCAUACACAAGAAAUGAUGGGAACCUAAUAGCCUAUACAUCUCCUAUAAGCAGUUAUAGAACCUCUCUUAAAGAAGGGGCUCUAAGUUUUCCUGUCUAUGAUGUCUCAGCCAUGUAUGAAAAUAACUCAAUCACCAUCUUUGCCACCUUACAGCUUCCUAGAGAAACCAUCAUGGUGGAUCAUGUGUGGCAAAAAGGUUCAAUGUAUGGGAAUAAUGUUCCUAAAAUUCAUAGUUUACAUAGACACGAGCUUCGCUCCUAUGGUACUUUGAAUUUUCUAUCAGGAAAUGUUAAACAAGGAAGAGGAGGAAAAUUUAUAGUAUUGAAGAGCUUUCAUGGAAUCAUGUGUAGCAUUAGCUGGGGUAUUAUGCUGCCUGUAGGAGUUCUUAUAGCAAGGUAUUUGAAGGUGUUCAAAACAACAGACCCGAUAUGGUUUAAGCUUCAUGUUGCAUGUCAAUCUUCCGGGUACAUUAUUGGUCUUAUUGGCUGGGCAACUGGACUCAACCUUGGUGCACAAUUAUCUGGAUUGAGGUAUAAAACUCAUGGAUGUAUUGGCAUUACUCUUUUUUGUCUCGCAACAAUUCAGGUGAUCGUUGGCCAUUCUAUUAGGCCGAAGGAGCGCAAGUACAGGAUUAUAUGGAGUAUAUUCCAUUUCUUCGUUGGUUAUGGAACAAUUACUUUGGGUAUCGUUAAUGUCUUUAUAGGGAUUCAUAUUUUGGAGCCAGGACAGAGGUGGAAAGCAACCUAUAUUGGCAUACUUGUAUUAUUGGGUUGUGUUACUGUGCUCCUGGAAACUCUUUGUACUUUUUAUUUGUAUUAUCAUGAAAAAAAUGAUAGCUAUACAAUGGAUGGAGCUACCCCAUUUAAACCUUAUUGA
Quercus robur (English oak) is the source of this 984-nucleotide messenger RNA. Its product is annotated as cytochrome b561 and DOMON domain-containing protein At5g47530-like. Bases 1 to 984 code for a protein of 327 amino acids. The transcript has a single exon. NCBI's taxonomy places the organism in Eukaryota, Viridiplantae, Streptophyta, Magnoliopsida, Fagales, Fagaceae. The record is from RefSeq and is a predicted model, not a curated record.